CGUACGUUAUCAAGGCACAACGUACUCCGAGUCAGCAUAGCAGAGCAAUACAUGGAGAGCGUGGCGGCAGCGGCGGCGAUCUACCGGCUGCCGGAGGAGUGCGUUGCUCACGCGAUCGCCAUGACGACGCCCGGGGACGCGUGCAGCUCCUCGGCCGUGUCGCCGGCGUUCAGGGCCGCGGCCGACUCCGACGCCGUCUGGGACCGGUUCCUGCCGCCCGACCACGCCGCCGUCCUCGCCCGCGCCGACGACGGCGGCCACCGCGAGUGGUCCAAGAAGGAGCUCUUCACGCGGCUCUGCAACCAGCCCGUCCUCCUCGACGGCGCCACCAUGAGCUUCGGACUGGACAGACGCAGCGGCGCGAAAUGCUGGAUGCUGUCGGCAAGGGCGCUGAGCAUCGUGUGCGGAGACGACCCUGCGUGCUGGACAUGGACUGCCGACCUCCCCGGAUCAAGGUUUCCCGAGGUCGCUGAGCUGGUCGACGUGUGCUGGCUGGAGAUCACCGGGAAGAUGCAGCUCUCGUCGCUCUCUCCCCAGAUCACUUACACCGCCUACCUCGUAUUCUCCAUCGCCGAUGACUCCUACGGCCUAGAGUGCAACAUCGGCAUGCUGCCUCCCAAGGCCACAGUCACCGUCGUCGUCUCUGGUAACACCAAGCCGACAUCGAUGUCGACGGAGCACACCCUCUGCCUACAACACAUGCAGGGGGAGGAGGAGACGACGAUGCACCGGCGGAGGCAGGAAUACGUGCGGCCAUGGAAGAAUUACGGGCGAAAGGUGACGAGGGAGGCCGACAUGGACAUCAGGUGCCCCUGCCAAAGAGUAGAUGGGUGGAAGGAGGUUGAGCUAGGCGAGUUUGCCAUGGCCGGUGAUGAGGGCGUGGUCGAGGUGAGCUUCAAGGAGGUGGAGUGCCGGCGGUGGAAGAGAGGGCUCAUCGUGCAGGGCAUCGAGAUAAGGCCCAAACAUGCUAACUAGUGUGUUGAUGCCUUGAUGGGAUUGAUUGUCUUUUUUUUUUCUUCGGAGGAGUGCUGAUUUUAGAGAAAAAAAAAUCAACGCAUGCAGCUAGGA
This is a messenger RNA of Lolium rigidum, 1068 nucleotides long. Its product is annotated as putative F-box protein PP2-B12. Bases 52 to 975 code for a protein of 307 amino acids. Lineage: Eukaryota; Viridiplantae; Streptophyta; Magnoliopsida; Poales; Poaceae. The transcript has 3 exons. The record is from RefSeq and is a predicted model, not a curated record. Gene Ontology annotation, molecular function: protein binding.